Mobula hypostoma (lesser devil ray) is the source of this 2225-nucleotide messenger RNA. It is a transcript of the gene hnrnpa3, whose product is annotated as heterogeneous nuclear ribonucleoprotein A3. Gene Ontology annotation, molecular function: mRNA 3'-UTR binding. Lineage: Eukaryota; Metazoa; Chordata; Chondrichthyes; Myliobatiformes; Myliobatidae. The transcript has 11 exons. Bases 38 to 1231 code for a protein of 397 amino acids. The record is from RefSeq and is a predicted model, not a curated record. Gene Ontology annotation, biological process: mRNA splicing, via spliceosome. Gene Ontology annotation, cellular component: catalytic step 2 spliceosome.
GCGGCUGACGGGGUGGCGGGCGGAGUUGGUGUGAUUGAUGGGGCGGCAAGGCGGGGCUCGGGUGGCGCAGCCAUUUUCCGGAUGCGAUAAGGCUCACUGGUUCUCGGGAGCUCGAACGACUCGCAGACGGUCAUUGCGCAGAAUGGAGGGUCUAGAAAGUAAAGAACCAGAGCAGAUACGCAAGCUGUUCAUUGGCGGAUUGAGUUUUGAAACAAAUGAAGAUAGUUUAAGGAAGCACUUCGAGCAAUGGGGACAACUAACAGAUUGUGUGGUGAUGAGGGAAGCGGCAUCAAAACGUUCAAGGGGAUUUGGGUUUGUGACCUACUCCACUGUAUCAGAAGUAGAUGCUGCCAUGUCUGCUCGACCACACAAGGUUGAUGGUCGUGUUGUAGAACCAAAAAGAGCAGUAUCAAGAGAGGAUUCUACAAAACCUGGUGCCCACUUAACAGUGAAGAAAAUAUUUCUUGGUGGUAUCAAAGAAGAUACUGAGGAGUACCAUCUAAGAGAUUACUUUGAGAAGUAUGGCAAGAUUGAAAAUAUUGAAGUUAUGACAGAUCGUGGCAGUGGGAAAAAACGAGGAUUUGCUUUUGUCACAUUUGAUGAUCACGAUUCUGUUGACAAAAUUGUUGUUCAAAAGUACCAUACUGUGAAUGGACACAACUGCGAAGUGAGGAAAGCACUUUCACGACAAGAGAUGCAGGGAUUGGGCUCUCAGAGAGGGCGUAGCUCAGGAGGCGGAGGUAACUCUGGUAACUUCAUGAGUCGCAGUGGGAAUUAUGGUGGUGGAAAUGGAGGAAAUUUUAAUCGAGGCGGGAAUUUUGGUGGCAGAGGCAUGGGAAAUUUUGGAGGCAGCAGGGAUGACUAUGGAGGUGGAGGAGGUGGCGGUGGAUAUAAUGGAUUUGGUGAUGGUGGCAAUUUUGGAGGUGGCCAUGGUUACUCUGGUAGAGGAGGAGGAGGAUAUGGCGGUGGUGGCCCAGGUUUUGGCAACCAAGGUGGUGGUGGUGGAGGAGGAUAUGGUGGUGGUGGCUAUGACAACUACAAUGACGGUGGAAACUUUGGAGGUAAUUUUGGUGGUGGAGGAGGUGGGAACUACAAUGACUUUGGAAACUAUCCUAACCAAUCAUCAAAUUUUGGACCCAUGAAGAAUAGCAAUUAUGGGCGUAACUCUGGCCCUUACAGUGGUGGUUAUGGCUCUGGUGGUGGCGGCGGCGGCUACGGUAGAAGAUACUGAACAGUUUAUCAAAAGCAACAGUUCUUAGGAGAGGAUGAGCCAGGAGUUGUCAGGAAAGCUGCAGGUUACUUUGAGACAGAAUAUCGACCAAGUUCAUUGUAAAGGCUGCCCACAGGAAGAGCGAUGGUCCAGUAGUCAGAAAAGUUACUGCAGCAUUAACAUAAACAUUUUUUGUUCAGGACUGUUUCCUGUAGAGAGAUUUGCAAAAAGUGCAGUUGUUUGUUAUAAUGUAGUUGCUGUUAGAUGUAAAUUCCUGAGUUUUUUAAAAACUUUGUUCCAGCAAUGUCUUUAUUUUCCUCAUUUCCAUAGCUGUUCAGCCAUGUAAUUUGUGGUAGCCAAAUUGGGAAUAAAAAGGAUGAGAACUUUUUAACUAAAUGAUCUGUGUAGUCAGUUUUUCCUUGAUUAUAAAUCAAGACAGGUACUCUUUAAUUUCUAGCUAUCUUAAUACUGCAAGGGUUUACUGGAAAUUUUAGCCUAAAUAAAUAUCCAGUCCUCUAAACGUAAAGGGAAGAUGAUAUGUUACACUUAAAAUGAAUUUGAAAUUCUUUUUAAAAAAAAAGCCACUCGAGCUGUGCAAACUGCUAUUGGUGUAAUUUGUAUAGAAGGCUAGUUUGCUCUUUGGAUUUGAAAUACUUUUAAUGUGAUGAAUGUGACCUACUGGAAAUUGCAGUAUAAAAUAAAUUCAAAAUAUUUAUGAAAUGGGAGGUGUUGGUUGUAUGGGCUGGUUAUUCUUUCCACCAUAUUUGAAUUGUAGGUGGAAUGAAAAACCAUAUCAAGUUUUAUUAUUAUAUGUGGUUUCUGAGAUGCAAAAUUUCUUUUGAAAUUUGGAUAGGGCCAUGUUUUUAGAUAUAUAAAACGUGGUUUUUGCUUAAUGUGGGGAAAUUCCUAUUGAAGUGUGGGAUACUGUCAUCAGGUAUUACUUUUGUAACAAAUCUUGAGUGAGCUGCAUUAAAUGGCAAGAAACUUUAGUUUAAUAAAGAAACUCUUUAUUUUA